Puntigrus tetrazona (Sumatra barb) is the source of this 1491-nucleotide messenger RNA. It is a transcript of the gene hsd11b1la, whose product is annotated as hydroxysteroid (11-beta) dehydrogenase 1-like a. Gene Ontology annotation, cellular component: intracellular membrane-bounded organelle. The transcript has 6 exons. Gene Ontology annotation, molecular function: oxidoreductase activity. The record is from RefSeq and is a predicted model, not a curated record. NCBI's taxonomy places the organism in Eukaryota, Metazoa, Chordata, Actinopteri, Cypriniformes, Cyprinidae. The coding region runs from base 173 to 1069 and encodes 298 amino acids.
AAUUUAUUGCUCCCAAAAUUAUUUGCGCGACGUAAAUCGCAUUGAACUUUGAUAUGACUCCGCCUUUUGACACACAUAUGAUCCUGUUCUGCUGGUUCAGUUAGAGCAACCACGUUACUGAUUUUUGACAGUUGAUCAACUGCAUACUUUCGUGCAUUUUAAUCGUACACAAAUGAAUUUUUACGCAAAGUUAUUGUUGCUGGGCAGCACAUGCGUUGCUUUCAUCGCGUUUCGAUGGAGCGCUCCAUCAUUUAAUAAAGAGUCCUUGAAAGGUUCCAGGGUGCUGGUGACCGGCGCCAGUACUGGCAUCGGCGAGCAGCUGGCGUACCACUACGCCCGUUUAGGAGCCCAACUCGUUAUCACGGCGAGGAGAGCAAACGUCCUAGAACAGGUUGCGAGUAAGUGCUUGGAAUUGGGAGCUCAAAGGGCCUUGUUCGCCCCUGCGGACAUGGCGAGCCCCUCGGAGGCUGAAAAGGUCGUGCAGUACGCCAUCGAACAGCUCGGGGGUCUGGAUUACCUGGUUCUGAAUCACAUCGGGCCCAGUCCAUACGGAAUGUGGGAUGGAGACGUGGAGCACACUCGAUGGCUGCUAGAGGUCAAUUUUCUUAGUUACGCACAGAUGACUCAGAAAGCUCUGCCAACUCUUGAAAAGAGUAACGGAUCGAUAGUUGUGGUUUCCUCCCUGCUAGGUAAAAUAUGCGGCCCCUUUGCUUUGCCGUAUGCCGCAACGAAAUUUGCACUCAAUGGUUUCUUUGGAGGCCUUCAGCAUGAGCUAGCUAUGCAAAAAAGCAAAGUGUCCAUAACCAUCUGCAUACUCGGCCUGAUCGACACAGACAGCGCAAUGGAGAAAAUCAAAGGUUACAUCAAUAUGACUGCCUACCCUUCACACGAAGCUGCCUGGCACAUUAUCGAAGCUGGAGCAUCUCGACGGCCUGAGACCUUUUACCCUUGGUACACCUUCUACGCCUGUAUAUUCAGGGAUUGGUUCCCAUACGCCAGGGACCAGGCCAUUCAAAAGUCCUACACAUAUAAUCCACAAGUUACCAAAGAACAAGUUUCUGGAAGAUGACAGCGGAAAAUCGACUCGUGGAGCGGAGCAUUAUAGGUUAACGUAUCGUGCUUUUACGCGCCAAGCCCCGGUGCUCAUGUGGGUGAUGAGUUCUUCUCUCUGUUGUUAAAGACCAAAAAUAAAGCUAUACCCUACUAAGAAGUUUUUUAUGAUUAAGGUGAUCUGCAUUACAUCAUCAAGCACACACUGCGGUAAAUAUUAAAAGAGUUUAGCAUUGUGUGUUUUCCCUGUUCGCAAACGUUGUGCACUUUUUGUGUCAGAAGCUGUCAAAAACCAUAUGUUUCAUGUAAUCAGGACGCCGAACGGAAGUUGCUUUGUCUGCUUCAGCUCUGUAAAGCCCUCUGGACUUACCUCACACUUUCUUAUCAGCCGCACACGCUAUCGAUGUUUGUAAACUCUACAGUAAAGAUGUCCCACUGAAA